Molecule: messenger RNA, 2152 nt
Organism: Cloeon dipterum
Lineage: Eukaryota; Metazoa; Arthropoda; Insecta; Ephemeroptera; Baetidae
Gene: Gyg
Product: Glycogenin
Exons: 7
Coding region: 186-1700 (504 amino acids)
Cellular component (GO): cytoplasm
Molecular function (GO): glycosyltransferase activity
Source: RefSeq, a predicted model, not a curated record
UGGUGUCUUCUGGCGAGCCUUGCGGGACACUGCGGCACUCGGCGGGCGGCGACGUGUGUCCACAUAUAAAUGUAAAAAUCAUGACGUGAAGGGCACGACUUUGAAUUCGGCGUGCGAGUUGUGCGGAAGCUGCUGCUGGAACCACUUCGAAUCUCGCGUCCGACGCCUCCAACCUAGUGCACACCAUGGCAGAGUCCAGCCAAGCGUGGGUGACGCUGGCCACAAAUGAUUCCUACAGCCUGGGCGCCCUCGUUUUGGCACACUCGCUCAAGAGGGUGGGCUCCACCCGGCGGCUUGUCGUCAUGGUCACGAGUGGCGUCACUAUGGUUAUGCAGGAUCAAUUACGUGCUAUCUUCGACGAGGUGCACUUGGUGGACGUGUUGGACUCGAAAGACGCCGUCAAUCUGGCCCUGCUUUCUAGACCCGACCUAGGCAUCACCUUCACCAAACUGCACUGCUGGCGCCUCACAAACUACAACAAGUGCGUCUUCCUCGACGCAGACACGCUCGUGUUGCAGCCGUGUGACGAGCUCUUCGACAGAGAAGAGUUUUCCGCCGCUCCCGAUCCCGGCUGGCCGGACUGCUUCAACUCAGGGGUGUUCGUCUUCAGGCCCAAUGAGGACACAUACAAAUCCCUUAUUUCACUCGCCCUCACCAAAGGCAGUUUUGACGGUGGAGAUCAAGGCCUCCUGAACACAUACUUCAACGACUGGGCAACGAGGGACAUCAACCGCCACCUUCCAUUCAUCUACAACAUGUGUUCACCCUCACAUUACUCCUAUCUGCCUGCUUUCAAACAGUUUGGCGAAGGAGUGAAAAUUGCUCACUUUAUUGGUCCAAACAAACCAUGGAGUCAGUUCUUUGACAGCGAGACCAAGACCGUUCGUCCUUCGCCCACCGCAGGACACCUCAAGUACCUGUUCCAAUUCUGGUGGGACCUCUUCUGCGCUCACGUGCACCCCCACCUUUCGCCGGACAUGUGCCAUAGGAUCUUGCCUCAUCUAGCACCUUACACGGCUGACUCGUUUCACCUUUCCUCUUCAGAACCUUCCUCUUCGGCCCCUGUAAUCCCACCCAUUUACUCCAUUGGGCAUUUCAGCGUCCACUGCUUAAAGCCUAUAAAACCGCCGGACGCGCAACUGCCCGCGCCCGACGAUUUCAAAGCCCCCCCGCACACGCAGUACCCCCCGCUGCAGCGCUCAGAGCCCGCACCCCCGUUACCCCCGAUACCCCCGGUUCCCGCCUCACCCCCGCAGCCGCAGAUCAUGAUCACGGCGCCAGACCGCGAGCAGAGUCUCACCCCGGACAUAAUUCUCCCCAAAGGCCCGCCCCCGGACACGUCGGGCAGCACCUGCCUGCUCGUGUCCAGCAGCGACAGCCAAAAAAUCGAGUCUGACGAGACGAUAAAUCCACCUAACACUCCCUCUAACACUCCCACUGACCCUGAGCCUGGCCAGUCAUUAAACAGCGAUCAGCCUGUUGUUGAAAAUUCACAGGAGCCAAGUGAAGCCGGUCUCGCAUCCGCCUUCUCCCAAAUGAAGCUGGGAGAGCCGUCGCCAGCUGCCACGAUGGAGCUGCAGGAGCACCUGCGUCGCUCGGCGUGGGAGCAGGGCUCGAUGGACUUCAUGGGCGCCGACGCCUUCGAGAACAUCUGGAGCAAAAUCAUGGAUACGGUCAACAAGGGCCCCAGCAAUAAGUAACCACCAAGUGGCCGCAUUCACUUGCUGAGACCCGGUCCUUGUAAAAUAAGCUUCACUGCACACACUCUUAUUUUUACUGAAAUAUAAUUCGUUUCUAAGAUGGAAGCUUUUCUAUUAUGCCAACGCUGUUGUUUUGUAACUUUCUUUCCAUCAAAUUAUUUUACUUUUAAUUUUCUUACGAACCAACUCUCCCCCUCCUUUGGUGUAUGGUUGUUUUUAAUGUGUUGCCAUCUGUAAUUUCUAGUCUCCAAUAACAAUUUUGAGUUUUGAGAUUAUUUAGAGCAACAAUUCAGCAAUUGUACGAUACAAAAAAAUCAAAUUGCCAGUUUAGUGCCAUAUUUUCAGUAACGAGAGUAAUUUUGAGGUUAAAUUAUGAAUAUUGUUGUCCCGGCAGAAAUUGCAAGACGUUGAUAAAUCAGAGAAUAUAUAUAAAAAGCCCUGCUUGUUACAAA